Molecule: messenger RNA, 1839 nt
Organism: Oldenlandia corymbosa var. corymbosa
Lineage: Eukaryota; Viridiplantae; Streptophyta; Magnoliopsida; Gentianales; Rubiaceae
Source: the annotation of a GenBank genome assembly
AUGGCUGUGAGUUCCGGCAGCCGGAGUAGCAGUAAAGAGACGGCGUUGAGGCUGAGGGCGGCGGCGGAGGCGGCGAUUGGCUCCAUUGGGUUGGGCUAUGAUAUGACGGUUGACCUUAGGCUAAAGUACUGCAAGAAGAGUCCGUCUAGGCUGAUCGCGAUCGACGAUGAUCAGGUCCGUGAUAUUGCGAUUCCCGGCGGAAUUUUGGUCCAGAAUGUGCCGACCUCCAUUAAUUGCGAUAAAGGUGAACGCCUCCGUUUCAGUUCCGAUGUUCUUCCAUUUCAGCAGAUGUCAGAACAAUUUAACCAAGAAAUAGCACUUUCCGGUAAAAUUCCAACCGGACAUUUCAACUCUGCAUUUGAAUUUACGGGGUGCUGGCAGAAAGAUGCUGCAUACACAAAAGCUCUUGCUUUUGAUGGUGUCUUAAUCACCCUCUACACUAUUGCCCUGGAGAAGUCCCAAGUGAUCCUAUCUGAGAAUGUUAAGCAAGCUGUCCCUUCAUCAUGGGAUCCAGCUGCAUUGGCAAGGUUUAUUGAGAAGUAUGGCACCCAUAUCAUUGUUGGAGUCAAGAUGGGUGGCAAGGACGUUGUAUAUGUGAAGCAGCUAUAUUCAUCGGCCCUUCAGCCUGUUGAUGUUCAGAAAAAGUUGAAAGACGUCGCAGAUAAGAGGUUCAGUGAUGCAGGUGGACCUUCAAGUGACCACUCAGAUAAAGCUUAUGCUAGAAACGUUCUUGGCAGCAAUGAACGUGGCAAUGCCUUCUUGGAUACUAGUGCAGACACUGUUUUUGCACAAAAUGAGGAUGUUACUUUCUUUUGCCGAAGGAGAGGUGGGAGCGGUAGCAAGAAUUUAUCCCACAUCAAUUGGUCUCGAACCGUCCAACUCGAACCUGAUGUUAUUUCAAUGUCCUUUAUCCCAAUCUCAUCACUUUUGAAUGGAAUUGAUGGAAGUGGAUUUUUGAGCCAUGCCAUAAAUCUUUACCUACGUUAUAAGCCUCCGAUUGAAGAAUUGUAUCAGUUUCUGGAAUUUCAACAUCCUAGGCAAUGGGCUCCUGUAUUUGGUGACCUUGCAGUAGGUCCUGAGAGAAAGGAGCAAAAUGGUGCAUCUUUGCAGUUCAGCCUAAUGGGUCCGAAGUUAUAUGUUAACACGAUUCCGGUGGAUGUUGCUAACAAGCCUGUGACUGGCCUUCGAUUAUACUUGGAAGGGAAGAAAAGUAAUUGCUUGGCAAUCCAUCUGCAGCACCUUUCGUCAUUACCUAAGAGCUUUCAACUUCAGAAUGAAUCAAAUCUGAAGAUGUCAGGCAACUCGAUUGACAGAAGAUAUUUAGAGAAAGUUCAGUGGAAGAGCUUCUCGCAUGUGUGCACAGCUCCUGUUGAAUCCGAUGAAGACCUGUCCAUUGUCACUGGUGCUGAAUUUGAAGUUAAGGAAUCUGGAAUGAAAAAUGUUCUCUUUUUGCGGCUUCAUUUUUCCAAGGUCAUUGGUGCCAUGGUUGUGAAAAAACCUGAAUGGGAUGGUUCGCCUGUGCUUGGCCAAAAGUCUGGUAUCAUCUCAACGUUGAUCAGCACACGUUUCUCCACCAGUCAGAAACCUCCUCCGAAGCCAUCUGAGGUUCAUAUCAACUCAGCUCUGUAUCCUGAAGGUCCUCCAAUAUCUGCACAAACCCGUAAACUUUUGAAGUAUGUGGACACUACAGAGAUGACCAGAGGACCACAGGAUCCACCUGGAUACUGGGUGGUUUCCGGGGCUAGGCUUGUAGUCGACAAUGGCAAGAUUUCUCUCCGUGUUAAGUAUUCUCUCUUGGCUAUAAUGUUACCAGAUGAAGACGAUCAAUAUCAUGUAUAA